UACUGUUUAACACGUUCUUCACAAAAACACCAAAUGCAACAUCUGCUUUACAUUUAAGCUAAUUCAAAGUGUGGAAAAGAGCCAUGUUUACGUUCGACUAUGUGAAAUUCAUUAAUAGAUACACCAGCCUGAGUGCUUGAGGAAAUAAUUGUGAUUUUAAAGAGAUAGCAUAGGAAUGAUUCAUCCAUGAUUUGGAAUGAAAAUUAGGUGAGCCAUACGAUCCUAUCAUUUGCAACGAUAACAGCCAAGGACCGGCUUCGAUGACUUAUAUAUAUAUAAUUAUAUACGUAUGACAUGUGACUGGCAUUGUGUAAGCUAGCUAGGCAGUGAACGCUGUGAUGCAAGGAUCAAUUAAGUGAACUAAAUUCUAAACGAUUUGUUAAUGGAAUAUUUAAUAACGAUGCAUCAUAAGGAAUUUAUUGUAGGAUCAGAACAAGCUGGACCUUGACAUCUGAAAACAACGACACGUGCACUAACAAUAUACUAUUCACAUGGUUAUACCAGGAUCUGAGUGGAUCAAUGUGAAAUAUAAAAUAUUGUCGGAUUUAAAAUGAACUGAUUUCAACUCAAAACAAAGUAAAAUCUUUAAUGCGACGGUGACACAAAACGAGAAUUUGCUUUAAAGGUUUUAAACGAAUUAAACGAUAUUAACUUCGUUCAUUACAUAGGACAUACAUUUAAGCUCCUACAUGUUUUAUAUUUACGAAAAAAGACACAUGUCAUACAUAUUUUAUCUACUUGAAAAAUCUAAACUAGACCAGUUUGAGAACAUAAUACUGGUUUUAAAAUACCAUAAAACUUGCAGUUGUUAAAAUCUUUAGAUGGGCAUCUAAAACGUUAAUAUAAAAUUAUAUAAGUUGUACGAUGACACUUUGAAUGUGGUAAUAUGAUAUUGUCUAUAGUAUGAAUCAUCUUGAAAAUGGAUUACGGAGGAUUGACAUUCAGGAAGAAAAGAUGUACGCUGUCUCUUUACAGCACAGCUAAAGGUCGAUUUUCUGUGUAUUUACAACUUUAGAGUAGUUUUUUCGCGUUAUAAUACUGUGUAUUUCUACUUAAACAGACUGUACACUUCAUACAUGAAGUAUUUAAACUGAUUGCUUCAGUAAGUGCCCAUUUGUUGUUUGUUUUGCGGUUGUUGAAAUCGGCGUGCUAUAAACAUUUAAUGGAGUAUAGUAAAUGUAUACAUUGACCUACAGGUGGAUAUUGACAUUUUGUGUGAAAAUGAGGCAAACAAAGGCUUAAAUAGAGGUGACAUAUUACUUAACCAGUACUUAAAGGCUAUUGAAUCUUUCUGAACAAUGAGUUUGGAAGAGUAUAGAGGGAAAAUAAAUCACGAGAGGAAGAUUUCAACUCUUACCGUAGCCUCUGAUAGUGGUAUUAGUUGUUCUACUCCCGAGGAAAUCAUUCAGCAACAGGAAUAUGUUACCAUGGAUAUGGUUAUUGAUUCGAUUAGCGACAGACCCGUAAGGACAAGGAAUCGGGUAUCUGCUGAUGUAUACUUAAGGCGAAAAGAUGUCGAUAUGGGCACACUAUUGGGCGUCAAGAGACAACUCAGUAACAGGUAUUCGCGUUCGUUGCCUGAUAUACUCGAUAUUGACAAUAUUGAUCCCAUAAACGAUCCUGAUAUAGUCGGUAAUGAGCUUAACAAGACUAGCGAUUCGUCUGACCCUAAUGUUUCGUUUGAGGAAAACGGUGUUAAGGUUGAUAAUGCCCCUCGUAGUUUAAAUUCUCCAGUGACUGUUUGCGGACGGGAACAUUUGGAAGACCCUUGCUAUAUAUGUAUGAAAGACAAUGAAAUAUAUUGUUCUGUGUGUAUAGAGGUCCACAAUGUCCAUUGCCGAGAGAAAGUGAAGUUUAUCCCGGAUAUACCGUCUGAGUUCCGGCAAAAAUACUGUGCAGAUGCCACAGAGGAACUGGUAAUCAUGAAACGCAGGUUCAUAAAGAUUAAAGAGGAAAACGAAGAGCUUCGCGAGAAACUGAACGUAUCGAAGAGAGCGUUUAUAAAAUCUUUAAUGAAGUAUAAGAAUAGUAUUAUUGCAAUUGUAGAUAGAAUGGAAAAAGAAGCUCUGCUUGAAAUGGAUACGAUAUUUUCAAACGAAAGUGCCAAAAUACAAACUAAUAUAGAAAAUCUGGAGAGAGAAAUCAGGAAUCUUGAGAGCCAUUUAACCGCGUUGAAAGGAAAUGACUUUUCUGAUGGUAGUACGAUGGUGUUUACUAUCCAAGAGGCUCUGAAUCAACUGCAUAAAGACGAAAUCAUCAUCCGAACUAACCACAAAAUGACAAACCACACUGAAUUCAUCUUCGAGGGACCCAAUGGCUUCAUAGAACGGUUAGCAGGUUUGGAUGAGCUAUGGAAAGUAUCUAAAUCGACAGUUGAACGCUGCAAGGUUCCAAUGCCUUGUAAUUGUGACAAACCAUACGAGAAAAAGACCGCGGUGAAAGAGAAAGAAGUUUCCGUUCGUCUGUCCGGGUGGUCCUUUGAUCGCGAGCGGUGUUGCAUUACUGCCUGCGAGUUUUUGAACAACGGGAAAUUGCUACUAUGUGAUAACGCGAACAAAAAGUUGAAGUUGUUCAGUAAGAAAUUCAAAUGUGUAUCGAUGCUAAGCCUACCCUCCCUGCCCUGGGAUAUCGCAGUGAUAGACGACAGCAGAGCGGCGGUCACGAUGCCGGACAAGAAACAGCUUCAGUUCAUUCAGAUACAAGACCGAAAACUGUCGAAUAAAGAAACGAUAACUCUGGAGCACAAUUGCUGGGGUGUCGCGUGCAAUAAUGAUAUUCUGUUUGUCACGUGUUGGUCACGCGAGGCCACGUCGAUCAUUGUGAUAGACGCGCACGGCGCUCCAACUCGCGAGAUCACGACGGCGGGCGGCGUUCCUUUUCAUACACCGUGGUUUAUUGCGUUCCAUAACCAAACGCUCUACGUGUCGGACUGGGGAACGUACACCGUGAAUUGUCUGACUACAACCGGAACGCAGUGUGAGAAAUACAGACACAGUCUUCUUGUUGGACCUUUGGGAGUAACGCAUGACCCCGACGGCAACCUGUACAUAUGCAGUCGGGACUCUAACACAAUCCACCAACUCUCGCCGACGGGGUCGUUGAUAAGAAUACUUCUGACUGAGAAAGAUGGGAUCGCUCAGCCUUUAAACAUCUGCCAUCGGAAGACUGACGAUCGGCUGGUAGUCACCUCGUGGAUGUCGGACAAAAUCACAGUCUACAAAAUUUCCUAGCGUUCAUGUCAAGUUGUAACGUGUUUUUCAGCUCAUACACUAUAAUGAGUUAAUUUGAUUUGUUUACUUUAUGUUUAAAAGUUGUGUUUUGUAAAAUGCUUUGUAGUUCAGAUAUAUAAUUAAACUUGUAUUUCUGUUAUUUUGUUGAGAAGAUUUAAUUGAUUCUUGUCAGUAUUAUACAUGUAUACAUGAUGUACUUAAACAUUAAUUUGCGUUCACUGUUACGCAUUCAAAAUGGUAGAUAAAAUAAGCAUGUGCACCGUGACUCUGCAUAAAAAUUAACGUUUCACUGUUAAAUUCAGAGCGUAUAACACAUUUAUGUAAACCAAUUUUUCAUCAAUAGGACAGGGACCUUAGCCGCUUGAUUUAAACUUCUAAUUCUGUGAAAUAGCAAUUAUCGUUUAUAGUAUUUUAACAGUUUUAUUAUAUGUAUGCCUUGAUACUGUUUUUAACAAGGCGACUUGUUCACUUGAUUUUUGUUGUUCUUACAACCCUGUUAAAAAUGAAAUUAUAUGAUACUACCGGUAUAUGCUAUGUACACGCUGAUUAUUCUGUUAUUGAAUGUAUAUGCUAAUUAAAGGGAUGUGACCGCAGAUUGGAAAAAUGACAAUUUCUCAUAGCUUUUUAUUAAUUUAAAAAAUAACUUUAACAUAUUCAAACAAGCGGAAAAAGCCCACGAGUUAUUAAUUCAUGUCAUUAUCAUGUAAUUAAUGCUUUUCAUCGAUAAUAAGAAAAAUGUGCGUAUAAUUCACAUCAUAGCGCUAAAAUACGUAGUAAAAUUAUGAAGCUUACUAUAACAUUGAUGGUUGUUCCUUUCUUGAAGUAACAGUAGGAGUAUCUUAAAUUAUUGAAAAUAGUCUUAAAACUUUGUAAAUUGUUAUGACAACUUUUCAAAAAUACAAAAAAGAGCGUUGCAAACUAAAAAUUAAUUAUUAGGCUGUCCGAUAUAAAGUAACGCAGUGUUUCUUGCUCUCAUAAGCGGACGAGGUACAUGUAGCUCCUGAGCACACUCGGCGGAUACGCAAGCUGCUAUGGCGCUAUGCUGAUCGCAUAUGGCAUGUGAUCAAUUUUUGUAUGAAGAUGGGCAUCUAUAACCCAUUUAUUAAUCGGACGCACUAGUUGUCUUGUUUGUGUCAUCGUAAAAAUGGCGACAGUCUCAGAAGUUCACGCGAUGACUAAUAUUUUCAUUACGGUUUGAGUGUAUUGUGAUAUGCUUAUUAUUUAUCCGAUUUAAUAUUACUUGUAUAUUAAGUGUUAAAGUAUACAUAAUGCAACAAUAUACAUGGGCAAUAACAAUAUUUUAUUAUUGUAAAAUCUUAUGAUAUUGGUUGGUUGAUGUUACUAUAUAUCAGUGUUUUUUCUCAAUGAAAAACAUUCCCAGGUUUGACGUGGUUAAACCAGACAAAUACUCAUUUCAGUGCAUUCAGUGUAUUUUAAUUGCAUCGUCUCGAAAUCUUUCCUGGUCUGUGAAACUAAUUGUUUGUUUUCCAUUAGUGGUAAUCGAUACCAUUAAGGCAAACGUUUACAUUAUCCUAAAACAAUGCAAUUAUUUGCCUAGUAAGUAACACCUAGAAUGUCUUUUCAUAGUUGAAUUUCAGCUUGUGCUCCAACUUCCAAUUAUGAAUCUGUUCCCCAUAUCUGCUCCCACAUAUGUAUGUAUCGGUUUAACUAUGCAAUCUCAUAAUUUAAAUAUUCAGAAUAACAAAACAUCACCAUAGGUUCUAUUACUGACUUAGUAGCGAAAGUAGACGGCACGGGCUUUUACUUUCGAAUAGGACUGUUUGGGAGAAAAAAGAAGACACGUAAUGUUAUAUUGAAGUAACGCUAACCGGGUUAGCAUUAAUGGUCUAUUUUUCAUACGAGCGAAAUGAACCGCCAUUGCUAGGGACAAUAAUAAACAUAUGAGCCUCGCUCUGUGAAAAGGGGGUUGAAUACAAGUGCGUACAGAGUUGUCCCUGAUUAGUAGCUGCAGUCCGCACAGGCUAAUCAGGGUCGACACUUUCCGCCUUAAACUUGAUUUUUGCUAAGAAGAGACUUUCUUUAAACGAAAAAUAUCAUAAGAGCGGAAAGUUUCGUCCCUGAUUAGUCUUUGCUGACUGCAUAGUCAAAUCAGGGACGACACUAUAGGCGCAUGCAUUCUACCCCAUUUUUACAGAGCGCACCUCAUAUUUCAUUAAUUCAAAUAUGUGUUAGCGUCCCUUUAUUUGAGGAGAGGGAAGUAACUCGUCUAUUUACAAAAUAAAGAUGAUGGUAGCGCUUACGUCUCCUUGUCCUGUAGCAACGUUACAAUUUAUGGCUUGUGAGAUUAUAUUACGUGAAAUGUUAACCUAUCCUUGUACAUUUGAGAAUACAAUAUGAAUAUAAAAUGA
Molecule: messenger RNA, 5599 nt
Organism: Dreissena polymorpha
Lineage: Eukaryota; Metazoa; Mollusca; Bivalvia; Myida; Dreissenidae
Exons: 1
Coding region: 1299-3230 (643 amino acids)
Source: RefSeq, a predicted model, not a curated record